AGAAAAAGAGACUGGAGUUAACUCUCUGUGUUGCAAGAGGGGAAAGAAACCUGAAAAAAAAGCCUGAACACAAAAGCCAUGAGAGACCGCCUCCAAGAGUUUAAACUGAGAGCUAAGGAACUGCAGACAGCUGGAGAAAACAACAGUGCAACAGUACAAGAAGAAGAGCCGGAGGAGCUUGAACAGCAGGCCAUUAUUUAUGAAAAAGAGCCCAUAACUGAAAGGCACUUGCAUGAAAUCCAGAAGCUUCAGAAUGAAAUUAAUAAUUUGGUGGAGGAAGUUAAUAAAUUCAGUCAACAACAAAAAAGCCUACUAUCUUCAAUGAGAAGAUUCAGUGUUCUUAAAAAGGAAUCUAACAUAGCAAGAGAAAUAAAAAUUCAAGCAGAGCACAUAAGAAAAAGUUUGGAUGAACUGUCAAAAACAGUGAAAAAAGCUGAAAAUGAACAUGGGCCAUCACGUGCCACAGUAAGAAUUCUAGCUUACCAGCAUGCUUUCUUAUCCCAGCGUUACCUAAAUGCUAUGCUCUCAUACAAUGAUGCUAUAACUGCUAAGCAAGAAAAAUGCAGAAGAUUUAUUGUCCGUCAGCUUGAGGUAGCUGGUAAAGAGGUAUCUGAGGAAGAAGUCAAUGACAUGUUCCAACAAGGAAAAUGGGAGGUUUUCAAUGAAAACCUACUCACUGAAGCAAAAAUUACCAAAACUCAGCUUUCAGAGAUUGAACAGAGACACAAAGAACUAGUCAAUCUGGAGAACCAGAUCAAAGACUUAAAGGAACUUUUUAUCCAGAUAUCAGUUCUGGUGGAGGAGCAAGGGGAGAUGAUCAACAACAUCGAAAUCAUUAUGAACAAAACUCAAGAGUACACUCAAGUGUCAAAAGAAAAAUUUGGGCUGGCAGUCAAGUAUCGAAAAAGAAACCCCUGCAAAGCAGUAUGCUGCUGGUGUUGUCCAUGCUGCAAAUGA
This is a messenger RNA of Chaetura pelagica (chimney swift), 957 nucleotides long. It is a transcript of the gene STX19, whose product is annotated as syntaxin 19. The record is from RefSeq and is a predicted model, not a curated record. Gene Ontology annotation, biological process: synaptic vesicle fusion to presynaptic active zone membrane; intracellular protein transport; exocytosis. Lineage: Eukaryota; Metazoa; Chordata; Aves; Apodiformes; Apodidae. Gene Ontology annotation, molecular function: SNARE binding; SNAP receptor activity. Gene Ontology annotation, cellular component: plasma membrane; presynaptic active zone membrane; endomembrane system. The transcript has a single exon. Bases 79 to 957 code for a protein of 292 amino acids.